Messenger RNA from Ictalurus furcatus (blue catfish), 3432 nucleotides. RefSeq names its product leucine rich repeat containing 4.2 (gene lrrc4.2). Gene Ontology annotation, molecular function: protein binding. The transcript is spliced from 2 exons. Bases 1308 to 3257 code for a protein of 649 amino acids. Gene Ontology annotation, cellular component: glutamatergic synapse; plasma membrane; postsynaptic density membrane. Lineage: Eukaryota; Metazoa; Chordata; Actinopteri; Siluriformes; Ictaluridae. Gene Ontology annotation, biological process: postsynaptic density protein 95 clustering; excitatory synapse assembly; synaptic membrane adhesion. The record is from RefSeq and is a predicted model, not a curated record.
CACUGCAUCAAACCAGUGCACUGCUCUGAGCGGGAUGCGUCAGCAGUACGUUCACGUUUCCAUUGAAGGACAAAAGGAGGAGGUAGAACACAGAGGUUUGACUGCCUGCACCCCCGUCACAUAAAGGGAAAAAGAGCGAGAGGAUCCUGAACACUGGGAAUACGGUGAGGACCGCUGCUGCCACCACUGCCGCCGUGGACAGUCUUCUCUGCCGGGUGCAUGUGUGUGCGUGAAUCUCUCUCUAUCUCUCAGUCCUGUAGACCACCAGGCAGUCCACAGCCUCACGGGCAGAGCAGGCAAACUGCCACAACUUACUACCUCGAGAAGAAGGAAUAAAAGAAUACCGCAAGAUCUUUACCAGGGGCGAAGAACUACGGAAUCUUUUUCAAGGCAAGCACUCUAAAAUCGACAGCACGUCACACAGCUAGAUCAAUUCCUCCUUUUUCUGACACUGAAGUGAGUGAGAGAGAACAUGAGAGAGAGAGAGAGAGCAAGAACACACAAUCGCUAGAGAGAGCUUCACUGCUGCGAUGCUGCUACCCCCCUUCCUCCCCCUUCCUGCUUGCGCACCACCACCCCCGAGCCCCCCUCCAGAGAAACUGACGGAUUAUUGCUAACUGUGCACGCGGCAGUCUGCAGCUGCUACGGCAACGAGCAGGAGAAUAGCGAGUUGAAAAAAGCAAGACAGAAUGACCGCAAUGUGCGUCUGUUGCCGUUUUUUGUAUUCGUCAGUGAACUGCUAAUCAACAGGACAAGUGUCGAUGGGGGGUGAACAGCGUGUUAGUCUAUAACAGGCAGGAAGGAAAAUCUGUAAAAGACUUGGGAUUUCAGUCCCAACACUAUUGCUUUUUUUCUUUCUUCUUUUUCUGCACUACUUGCAGUUUGGAAAUGGAGUCUUGUGAAAAAUGUUCAGUUGUAUGCAGCGUCGGCUUCCAAGGACAAUCAAUGGGGGAGCUGAGAGGAGAGCUUUUUCAAUCUAACUGGAUCCGUGCACCUGCUUAGCUCAAUGGGCCUUACCUCUUGAAUCAGUUUCUAUAAACACUGCAUCCCUCUGGAAUUCAAAGGAAAAAUUUUGGCACAUCUAUUCACAGUCCAAUUUCCUUUUUUUUUCCUUUUUUUUUUAAUGUUGUAGAGAUCUUAUUGAACAUUGUCGGUGUUAUGCAAAUUAAAAAGGGACAUUCAAAGGAGUACUAAUGAUUACCAUCCUGCACUGUCCAUGGAAAGCAGAAGCAGUGUCUUGCUCAAGCCAGGGUAGGGCCACUGUUCUCCGUUCCCGAGCCGAAUCCCCACAUGAUGUUGAAUUAUGAAUGCGCCACAUCAUGAGUCUCUUGUGGCAGGUAACUGUGCACUGGAACGCAGCCCUGCUCUGUGCAGUCUACCUCAUGGUGCGAGCAUGGAGUGUAUGCGCCACCCCCACCGGACCGCAGAACUGCCCAGCUGUAUGCUCCUGCAGUAACCAGUUCAGCAAGGUGGUGUGUACCAGGCGUGGCCUAGUCCGAGUGCCGCCUGGCAUCCCCACUAAUACACGCCACCUCAACCUCAUGGAGAACAGCAUUGAGGUAAUCCAUGCUGACACAUUUCGACACCUCCACCAUCUGGAAGUGCUGCAGCUUGGCAGGAACUCCAUCCGGCAGAUUGAGGUGGGGGCCUUCAAUGGUCUCACCAAUCUUAACACCCUGGAGCUCUUUGACAACCGGUUGACUGUAAUCCCUAGUGGCGCUUUUGAGUACUUGUCUAAGCUGCGGGAAUUAUGGCUCAGGAACAACCCUAUUGAAAGCAUACCGUCUUAUGCAUUCAACCGUGUCCCCUCCCUCAUGCGACUGGAUUUAGGAGAACUGAAAAAACUGCAGUAUAUCUCUGAGGGUGCUUUCGAAGGAUUAUACAACUUGAAAUACCUAAACCUCGGAAUGUGUAAUCUGCGGGAGAUGCCUGUCCUCUCCCCAUUGGUGGGGCUGGAGGAACUAGAGAUGUCAGAAAACUACUUUCCGGACAUAAAACCUGGAUCCUUUAGGGGUCUGAAAUCUCUGAAAAAGCUCUGGAUUAUGAACUCCAAAAUCACUACCAUGGAGAGAAAUGCAUUUGAUGAUGUCACAGCCUUGGUUGAACUCAACCUGGCCCAUAAUAAUCUUAGCUCUUUGCCCCAUGACCUUUUUGCACCCUUGAGUUACCUGGUAGAGCUGCACUUGCACCAUAACCCAUGGCGGUGUGACUGUGAUGUGGUGUGGCUGGCUUGGUGGUUAAGAGAGUACAUACCUACAAACUCCACAUGUUGUGGCCGUUGCCAUAGCCCUGCCCAUCUGCGAGGACGCUACCUAGUGGAGGUAGACCAGACUACGUUUCAGUGCUCUGCUCCUUUCAUCCUAGAUGCUCCACGGGACCUUAACAUAUCUGCAGAGCGAGUGGCUGAGUUCAGGUGUCGCACAGCUCCCAUGUCAUCUGUCAGAUGGCUCCUACCCAAUGGAACAGUUCUGACCCAUGGCUCCAAUCAUCCAAGGAUAUACGUUCUCAAUGAUGGAACUCUAAAUUUCUCCAAUGUUCUGCCAUCUGACACAGGUGUGUACACCUGCAUGGUGACAAACAUGGCUGGAAAUUCCAAUGCAUCAGCUUACCUGAAUGUGAGCGCAGCAGAGCUUAACACCUCUGAGCACCUAAGCUAUUUUACCACAGUCACUGUGGAAAUAGUGGAGUCGAUAUCAGAGGAGGUGAUUAAACCGAAGACGGUCACGGCCUCACCCUCCGUCUUCCAGCCUGUGUUUAUCUCAACUCCAACUGUCCUACUGCAGACACCAAGACAGGUUAGUGUGCCAACUAUCCGAGGAACUGUGCGCCCACCUGCCAGCUUAGAUGAAGUGAUGAAGACUACAAAGAUCAUCAUUGGCUGCUUUGUUGCAGUCACACUGCUUGCUGCGAUCAUGCUAAUUGCGUUCUACAAGCUCCGUAAACGACACCAACAGAGGAGCACGGUGGCAGCUGCCAGGACUAUAGAGAUCAUUCAGAUGGAGGAGAAUGUUCCUCCUACCACACCAGGAACAACUAUACCAGGAGAGGGUGGGAUGGUGCUACCAAGUCUGAGAGAUCGUAACAACACCUACAAAUCCAGCUACAGCACCUACAAACCAGCACACUCUGCUCCCUGGACAGAGAACAGCAUUAGCAAUUCUCUACAUCGCCCACGGCCCACACCCAUCAGCACCAUCCCGGAACCCUACUUGAUUAAAACUCACACCAAGGAGAAGGUACAGGAAACCCAGAUCUAACAUUCCCAUAACCUUCUCCUCCUUCUACCCUUUUUUUCUGUUCCUCAUGAAAACAUGCAAUAGAAUGCACAAAGGAAAGACAGCGAUUACUUUUGUACUCAGUGCAAAAAUCAGACUGUUUUUCUUGUAUAUGCUUAUAUAUAAAUAUAUGAAUAUAUAAAUUAAUCCACUAUGG